This is a messenger RNA of Sebastes umbrosus (honeycomb rockfish), 6682 nucleotides long. RefSeq names its product myelin transcription factor 1-like, b (gene myt1lb). Gene Ontology annotation, biological process: regulation of transcription by RNA polymerase II. The record is from RefSeq and is a predicted model, not a curated record. Gene Ontology annotation, molecular function: zinc ion binding; RNA polymerase II cis-regulatory region sequence-specific DNA binding; DNA-binding transcription factor activity, RNA polymerase II-specific. Lineage: Eukaryota; Metazoa; Chordata; Actinopteri; Perciformes; Sebastidae. Gene Ontology annotation, cellular component: nucleus.
UCCUCUUUUCUGCUUUCUCUGUCUUUUUCUUUCUCUCCUCUCUGAUCUGCACUUCCCUCCAUCUCGCUCGGGAUGCUCUCCUCUCUCCACACUUCCGCGCACACACCCGCUACGCACACUCUCUCUAUUUCUCUAUGUGCUUUCUCUCUCCCUCGGCGUCUUUCUCGGUCUGCGUUACACCGUCUCCUCCCGACUGUGCUCUCGCCAUCCCUGCUUAUCCCUUGCCUGUUUCCUCUCUCUCUCUCUCUCUCUCUCUCAUCUCUCCUUCUCGCCUCUCUCUCCAGGCUGCGCCUCAUUGGUGUGUCCUGAUUCCCUUUUUCCAUUAGGCUCCAGGCCCAUUGUCGCCUGCCUCCCAACCAUUAUCUCUACUCCUCCACCCCUCUGUCAUCCUUUCUCCCUUCGCUCAUCCCUCCUUCCCUCAUUCCAGUCAUCUCUCAAGUCGUAAAAAUGAUUUGCAUGCAGGAGGAGAGCAGAACUUUGCAGCGAGCACAGUAAGUGAGAAUCGGGAGAGAGUAAGGCAGAGAAGUAAAGGAAGACUGAAAAAAGGAGAGGAAGCGCAUUCUGGAGGGCAGGAGGAAAAGUUUACAGAGAGACUGCAGUGAAAAUGAGUUUGGGGGAGACGUGGUGAGCCGUUCCUCUCCAGUUGACAACAGUAGGUCACGGUGGAAGCAGAGGUCCGGACCAAAGAGCUGUCUCGACCCCCAAACCCUUUCAGAUGGAGGUGGAUGCAGACGAUAAGCGCCAUCGAACACGCUCCAAAGUGCCUGUGGAUCCAGCAUUAACAGAGCUUUUCAGAGGACGAUCAGAUGAGGCAGCAGCGAGGGGGGCGAGGGCGAUGGCGGCGGAGGUGGCGGCGGUAAUGCCAAUCUGGCCCGACGACAGAGAAGGCAACAACAACAAUGACGAAUACGAGAAUUAUGACGAACUCGUGGCCAGUCGCUCCUCAACCUGGGCAAGAUCGCAGAAGACGCCGCCAACCGAGCUUUGACGGAGUCCGAGAUGAACAGCAACUCCUCCAACAGCGCAGAGGAAGAGGAGGAUGAGGAUGAAGAGGAGGACGAAGAGGAUGAGGAGGAUGAAGAGGAGGAGGAGGACGAAGACGAAGACGAGGAGGAAGAAGAAGAGGGGGAAGGGGAUGAAACCGCAGAGGGGUGGUCUGAGUUUGGACGUUGACAGUGAUGUAGUUCGGGAGACGGUGGACUCCCUUAAACUCUUGGCACAAGGUCACGGUGCGGUAUUGUCUGACAAUUUAGAUGGACAGGAGUUUGAGGACGGCGCCGCUGGGAAUGACUGUACUCACAAUGGUGGAAACGCACACAAUGGUGGCAAUGGACAAGUUAAGAUCAACAGUAAUGGACAACUAGAAAACAGCGACGAGGAAGUGUGUUUAAGCAGUCUGGAGUGCCUACGGAACCAAUGCUUUCGAUUUGGCUCGGAAGUAAGCGAAACAAAGUCCACCGACCGAAACGGACCAUCCCAGCAAAACCAUUUUUCGUGCGGGGAUCCCAAUCAACAGCCCCAGCACCACAGCUACGGGGAUUUCCACCACAGCCAAGACGACAGGCGAACGCUUGAUAGGAACUACUCCGACAUGGACAAUCUCAUGAAGCUGGAGGAGCAGCUGAAGCCCGCGUCCAAGGCCUUCUCCAGUUGCGCGCAGGACAACCGAUAUCACACCAACCUCCGGGACUUUGAUGAGGACACAGCCUCCGUGACAUCAGAUCGAUCGGAAGAAGUGUUUGACAUGACAAAGGGUAACCUGUCCCUGUUGGAGAAGGCCAUUGCACUAGAGUCCGAACGCGCUAAGGCAAUGCGGGAUAAAAUGGCGGCCGAGGCUGCCAGGAGGGACGGGGUGAGGUAUAACCACGAAGACCAUGGCCCGCGGCAUGGCUACGGCGUUGAACGUAAAGCCCGGCUUCCUGAUGGCAUGAAGAAGCCUUUCUACCAUAAAGACGCUUCACGUGCAGACAAGAAGGAGAGUCGGUGUCCGACACCCGGCUGCGACGGCACGGGUCACGUAACGGGCCUGUACCCCCACCAUCGGAGUCUAUCCGGCUGUCCGCACAAAGACAGGGUGCCACCAGAAAUUGUGGCUAUGUAUGAGAAUGUUCUUAAGUGUCCUACGCCUGGCUGCACGGGACGUGGCCAUGUCAAUAGCAACAGAAACUCCCACAGAAGUCUGUCAGGAUGUCCCAUUGCUGCAGCCGAGAAGCUGGCCAAAGCCCAGGAGAAGCACCAGGGCUGCGACGCCCCCAAGUCCAACCAGGCCUCGGACCGAGUCCUAAGGCCUAUGUGCUUUGUCAAACAACUGGACUAUCCACAGUAUGGUUACAAGAACAAUGUUUCCACCAGCACGCCCCGCUCCAACCUGGCCAAGGAGCUGGAGAAGUACUCCAAGACCAGCUUCGACUACAGCGCCUUCGAUGGCAGUAACAACCACCAAGUGUACGGGAAACGGGCCAUCGCACCCAAAGUUCACGGACAAAGAGACAGCUCCCCCAAAGGAUAUGACGCCAAACGCUACUGCAAGACGUCCAGCUCGGCCAGCAGCACCACCAGCACCUACGCUCCCAGCAGUAGCAGCAGCAGUCUGAGCUGUGGAGGUGGAGGAGGGGGCGCCGGAGGAGGCAGAGGGGGCGGGGGCAGCAGCGCCAGCAGCACCUGCAGCAAGAGCAGCUUCGACUACAGUCACGACAUGGAGGCGGCCCACAUGGCGGCCACGGCCAUCCUCAACCUGUCCACGCGCUGCCGGGAGAUGCCCCACGGCAUGGGGGCGAAGCCACAGGACCUGUGCUCGCAGAGUCCGGGUCUAGAUGUUGAUGAGAACGGUACGUUGGACCUGAGUAUGAGCAAGCGUCUGUGCAGCGGCGGCGGAGGGGACUCGGUGCUCACCCCUCUAGAGCCCAUGUCCCCCCAGAGGCAAGCUGCCCUGCUGGGCUCCCGCUGCUACGGCAUGGGGGACGCCGCCGACUGCUGGGACCUGCCUGUAGACUACACCAAGAUCAAACACAUAGACGAGGACGAGAAAGAGCCGGAUGAUCUGGACCCGUUCCAUGACCUGCUGGAGGACCGCUCCUACACCACUGAUGUUAACAUGCCCAGCCCCAAGCCCAAGUAUGUCCACUGCAAGGAGAGUAAGAAGGACCUGAUAACUCUCUCAGGUUGUCCUUUAGCUGAUAAAAGCAUUCGAAGUAUGCUGGCCAACAACGCGCAAGAGCUCAAGUGCCCGACACCAGGGUGCGAUGGUUCGGGACAUAUCACUGGCAACUACGCCUCACACAGAAGUCUCUCAGGGUGUCCGCGGGCCAGGAAAAGUGGGAUAAAGAUCAUCCACAGUAAAGAGAACAAGGAGGACCAGGAACCUAUCAGGUGUCCAGUCCCAGGUUGUGAUGGUCAGGGACACGUGACAGGGAAGUAUGCGUCCCACCGAAGCGCAUCAGGAUGCCCCAUAGCAGCCAAGAGACAGAAGGACGGCUACCUAAAUGGCAUCCAGUUCACAUGGAAGUCUGGCAAGACGGAGGGCAUGUCCUGCCCCACACCGGGCUGCGACGGCUCGGGUCACGUCAGUGGCAGCUUCCUGACACAUCGGAGUCUGUCGGGUUGUCCACGAGCCACCUCCGCCAUGAGGAAAGCACGGCUCUCCGGAGUGGAGAUGCUAACAAUAAAGCAGCAACGUGCCAGCAAUGGACUGGAGCAUGAAGAGGACAUCAAACAGCUGGAUGACGAAAUCAAAGAUUUAAGUGAAUCAAAUUCACAAGUGGAAGCAGACAUGAUCAAACUCAGAACACAGAUCACAACAAUGGAGUCCAGCCUGAAGUCCAUAGAGGAGGAAAACAAGGUGAUUGAACAGCAAAAUGAAUCUCUCCUGCAUGAGCUGGCCAACCUCAGCCAGUCACUGAUAAACAGUUUAGCUAAUGUCCAGCUCCCUCAUAUGAAACCACUGGCACACAAAGAGCCUCCUCUGAGGAACAACAGCUGCUUACAGCUGCACCAGCAAGAGCCAAUAAGCGAGCAGAACUUUGACGCCUACGUCACAACUCUAACGGAUAUGUACUCAAACCAGGACCAGUACCAGAGCCCAGAAAACAAAGCCUUGUUGGAAAACAUCAAGCAAGCUGUUCAAGGGAUCCAGGUGUAACCAUUCAGCAAAGGGAGACUUUUGUUCGCCCAGCAGGUGAAGGCGAUGUAUCAAAUCCACAUACAAACAGGCAGUGACGGUUCGGUGCAGUAUCUUAUAUAGUGUUAUAUAUUCUAAAUUCUGUUCUCUCAACGAAAAAAAGAGGUAUGAUGCUAAGAAAGACCUCGAAAUCAUCUUCUUUCUUUUCUUUUCGGGCCUUGCUUUGAGGAAGAACAUAAAAGAGUAAACGGCAAAAUAGUUUUUGAAGACAUUCACAUUUUGUACGUUUUCAUAUGAGCUGACAUAGUGUCAUGUAAUGUUUCUAGCUGCUCAUGUAUGCACAUUUUUGGUGUAUAUUUCUGAACAGUAAGCUGAUGAUAACGGGGACGCCAGUUCUUUUUAUUGCUUGACGACAAAGCAUUUUAGAUGAACAAAAAAAAAACUGGACAGUGAAAUAAAAAUGAAAAAAAAAAAACUACAAGCAAGGAGAAGCUACUUAUUUUUCUCCUCACUGGAUGAUUUUGGACUUUUAGAUGUUUUUUUCUUCUUCUUCUUCUUCUUCUUCUUCUUCUUCUUCUUCUUCUUCUUGCGUGUAGAUUGUUCAAGAGCAAGAACUGGUUUGCGAAUCGCUUUAUUUUCUGACAAUGCUUGAGAAACGUUUGUGUUUUUGUUUCGAUGAAGAAAAAAAAAACAGAUGUGUAGCUGUAGGUGGGGGCAUUUUUAACUGGUGCUGUAAAUGAAUCCGGAGAGGAAACUGACCUGAUGUAUGUAUGAAUGUAUGUAUGAAUAGUUCUAUUGUAAACAUCAUUACACGGAAACCCGAUGGUGGAAAUCCCAUUAUCUAGGAGAGCCAAUUGAUUCCUAGAGGAACACAUCUGUGCGGUGCAUGUUCACAUCCUUAACUAAUCUCAAAUAGAAACGAUGUGUAAAGACAAUGACCUAUAGACCACAUUCUAGCCUUUCUAGUGUCAAAUCUGCGCAAUUUGGAGACUUGUGUUGCUUGGAUCAAGAAACGUCUCAGCAAUAUAAUAACUAAAUCAUUUGUUUAUAGUGGGUACAGGAUGCAAUCUGCAAAGGAUAAAAAAAAAGGUUGGGUAUAUGCAAUUUCUUGUUUAUAAGCAUAGCGGGGUAACAUGAAUCUUUUUAAUAUAGCCUAUGUAAAAUAUUGAUUUUUAUACAAAUCUUUUAAUACAAAAAGUCUUUUUAAAAAAGAGGAGGGAACCUGGACAUUGAGUUUUAAGAGCGAAAGUAUAUGAGUUCCACUUUUUUUCUGUACGAUUUUGCACAGGGACACCUUCGUUUCCAUGUUUUGAUGUUCUUACAGAAACUAAAAGCAGUUACCCGAGAGCCUAAAAGGAGGGUUUCCGAGGGUUUUGUAAAGAGUAUUUAUAGAGUAUGACAGCGGGACUUACAGGGUCACUGUCCCCACUUAUGUGCCAGUAGACUAUUUGCACUUGUCCUUGAAGAUAUUAUCCUAGCGUACGGCGGCGUGCAAUUUUCCAGAUGACCUCUUUGGCACACGAUUGGAGCAACCAACUGCUUGGAGCCACUGCAGGCGUGGAUUUAGUACCACUGAGAGAGGAAGAACAGGGACUUGAAAUCAGAGAGGAGGAGGAUUAUAACCAUAGCAGUUAUACUGUAGGCUAUUAUCAAGUGUAAAAACAUUGUUCUUUCAUUUUUGCUAUGUUUUAGGAAGAUGAAGUUAUCCCCCAGCAGCACUUUAUAUCUAAUCACUGUACAAAGGAUUAAAUAGUCAAUCAAUUCAAGGUUUUAAAAAAGCUGAAGAGAUGGUGAGACGAGACCUUCGAGGGGUGAUACAAUCCAGCGUCGCGCCCAUAUGCCUGACUGUAUGCACCCCUCCAUUCUGUUGUUCUAGUUGUUAGCGAUCAUGUUCAGAAUUGCCUUUUUGAGAGCUAAUGCAAAAGGUGCUUGUCGUUCACCUGAUUGAAUCUCAUCUAUUGUACUUUACUGUCCUCUUUCAGGACUCUACUACCCAUCAUCCAUGACUGCAUACGCCUUUUUCCACAGCACCGUGUCUGCAGCUUUUUGCCAAUAUAGUAAUGCUUCAGUAGAGUAAUAGCUAGUACCAGUUUUUGAAUUAAUUCUCAUUAUCAGUAAAAAGGGAAAAUGGAUUUUAAAGCACAAACCGGCUGCUCAUCUGAUGUUGGUACAUAAAUAACAAAUCUGAAUAGAGUUAUUCGUGACUAUCUAUAGGGAACACAAACAGGUCGUCACAUAUUUAGAAAGCGGACUUUUCAUAGAAAUUAUUGUGAAUUCAUCAGAGUUUAUUAUUUUCUUUGAGCCGAUUCAUUUCGAGAUUGUUUUCAGUGACCAUUAACAAAGACAGGAUUUUGUAUAAACUAUUGUGCUCUCUGUGGAACUGAAGUUUGAUUUAUUUUUGUACUACACAGCAUGGAUUUGUUGACAUUUUAAUUUUGCUAUAAAUGUGUGAGAUCACAAGUUGCUGUGAUAUUUCAUUUAUAAAUUGUGAACUUUGUACAAUUUUUGUCAUGCUGGAUGUUGACACAUCUUACUCUGAAUAAAGAAAAAAAUGUGUUGCCAGAG